Molecule: messenger RNA, 663 nt
Organism: Eremomyces bilateralis CBS 781.70
Lineage: Eukaryota; Fungi; Ascomycota; Dothideomycetes; Eremomycetales; Eremomycetaceae
Product: SNF7 family protein
Exons: 5
Coding region: 1-663 (220 amino acids)
Biological process (GO): late endosome to vacuole transport; protein transport; endosome transport via multivesicular body sorting pathway
Cellular component (GO): multivesicular body; ESCRT III complex
Source: RefSeq, a predicted model, not a curated record
AUGAAUAUCAUUGAAUGGGCGUUCGGCAAGCGGAUGACGCCAGCGGAGCGUCUCCGAAAGCACCAACGGGCUCUGGAGAAGACGCAGCGAGAACUCGACCGAGAGCGGGUAAAACUCGAAAACCAAGAGAAGAAACUGGUCCAGGACAUCAAGAAGAGUGCCAAGAACGGGCAGAUGGGACCGCUUCGGAUACAAGCCAAAGACCUGGUGCGAACACGAAGGUAUAUCCAGAAGUUCUACUCGAUGCGAACACAAUUACAAGCAAUAUCCUUGCGUAUACAGACUGUUCGCAGUAACGAGCAAAUGAUGCAAGCCAUGAAAGGAGCAACAACGCUCCUCGGUAGCAUGAAUCGUCAGAUGAAUCUUCCCGCCCUUCAGCGAAUAGCCAUGGAGUUUGAGAAAGAGAACGAUAUCAUGGACCAGCGGCAGGAGAUGAUGGAGGACGCAGUAGACGAUGUCACGGGUUUAGAAGAUGAGGAAGAGGGCGAAGAGGUGGUCAACCAGGUCUUGGAUGAGAUCGGCAUUGAUCUCGGUCAAUCCCUAGGGGAGGCACCCACCGGGAUCCAGUCAUCGAAGGUUGCAGAAGGCAAAGUCGCGCAAGCGAUUGGGGGUGAUCCUGGCGACGACGACCUUCAAGCGAGACUCGACAGCUUACGGAGGUAA